Alosa alosa (allis shad) is the source of this 1226-nucleotide messenger RNA. RefSeq lists its product as uncharacterized. The transcript has 2 exons. Lineage: Eukaryota; Metazoa; Chordata; Actinopteri; Clupeiformes; Clupeidae. The record is from RefSeq and is a predicted model, not a curated record. Bases 458 to 1102 code for a protein of 214 amino acids.
CAACUAUGAUGCUGAUAAUGGAACUCUCUUGAAAGGGUCCAUAAGCACAGUAGAGGUGAUGUAGCCUAUUCCAAAGUUUAAAAGGUAGUCAGCGCCCUAUAUGGUUCUGGGGGUAGUAAUAUUCAAAUUUCCCCAUACUUACAGAAGUGCAUGAUUAUACAGUAUCUCUCAAGUAACCCACAAAAACUCAAUGUACGGUUUUGUUUCACACUUAAGAGUGUUUGUAGAAGCAUCAGAGACCCAAAUGGUAUAAGAGCACAGAGAAGGUGAGUUUUGCAUAACAUGGGCCCCCAUAAGCCCAGUAGGGCAGGAAGUGGCUUUCUUGAUUUAUGUGAAGACACACCCAGAAACACACACAUUGAUGCAGGAGGAAAAUGGAGGAACUGAAAGUAAGUUGAAACUCUGUUCUUGAGGAAGCAGACGCUCUAGAUCUACAUUGCUACUUAUUCCCUGCGUCAUGACUCCAGGCUCUGUCUGUAGCCACGCAGUUGUGCUGCUCAGUGUCCUGCUGUGCCAGCUUCACCUGUGCACAACCAGCGAGCAGCAUGGGGCUCCACCCAACAACACCCAACACCCACCCAACAAACACAGCCACCCCUGCAUGCCGUCAGCGUGGCGCUCCGCAUACGACACCUUCCUGAAGCGCCACCUACCCGAAGACCAGCCCAGCUCUCUGGACCAGAACCAGUGGGAGAGUUUCAUCAGGCAACACAAGCUCUGUCACCGACCCACCCAGUCCUUCCUCCACCCCAAGGACAAGCAGCAGGUGCUGGACGUGUGUUCGGCGGCCGGAGGCAGGACGAUGCAGAACAACCUGUGCAUCAGCGGACAGGAGUUCUCCUUCACCACAGUGCACCUUCUUUACAAAGACUGCACCAUCAAGAAAGUGUUCUCUGAGACCAAGCAUCUCAUUCUGGCCUGCGAUGACAUCGACGGAGUGUGCCGACCUGUUCACUUUCAGAGAAACCCAAACGGCACGAAACCUGACCAGAACCGUCAGCCUCCGUGCGAGUGGCCCCAGAGUUCAGGGACGGAGCGGACCACAGCCGGCUGUGCCAGUGUGAUGCUACCCCUCAGCCUACUAUGGCCUCUGUGGUACUAGCAGCACAAAGAAUUAUGUUGACUAGUCAGAUCUAGCAAUAAUAUCUUAGUAUAGGACAAUAAUACACACACACACACACACACACACACACACACAUUUAAACAAACACACACACAGAAGCAAA